Gloeophyllum trabeum ATCC 11539 is the source of this 276-nucleotide messenger RNA. RefSeq lists its product as uncharacterized. The record is from RefSeq and is a predicted model, not a curated record. Bases 34 to 228 code for a protein of 64 amino acids. The transcript is spliced from 2 exons. NCBI's taxonomy places the organism in Eukaryota, Fungi, Basidiomycota, Agaricomycetes, Gloeophyllales, Gloeophyllaceae.
GUCAAUUAGGCUUUGAGUCUUAUUGUAUGCAUGAUGCCACGCGAGGGAGAGCACAAUUUACAUUACAGAGAAGAACUACAGUUUCUGGUUUGGAUUAUGGCUGGGAAGCAAGCGCGCGCGCUGGCGGGCGGAAGAGAACGGUGUACAGGAAUCGUGAUUAGUGCAGCCACCACAGGGUAUGAGGCUCGAGAGGAUAGUAUAAGGGUAUGUGGCGUCAAAAUCAUAUAAACGGGUCAACGGCUUGGGGGAUAACGAGGCUGUUGCGGACUGCGCGAU